This is a messenger RNA of Amphiprion ocellaris (clown anemonefish), 991 nucleotides long. RefSeq names its product peptidylprolyl isomerase Fa (gene ppifa). Gene Ontology annotation, biological process: protein folding; protein peptidyl-prolyl isomerization. The record is from RefSeq and is a predicted model, not a curated record. Lineage: Eukaryota; Metazoa; Chordata; Actinopteri; Pomacentridae. The transcript is spliced from 6 exons. Gene Ontology annotation, molecular function: peptidyl-prolyl cis-trans isomerase activity. The coding region runs from base 69 to 641 and encodes 190 amino acids.
CUGCUUGUUUGUGGGACUCCACAUGUAAACACUGAUGGCCUGCAGCUCCUCCUGUCAGCUGAGCAGCGAUGAUCCAGGUGAAAAACCGCCUCAGGUUCAGCUCUGUGGGCAUCUCCGCUGCCAGGCUGUUCUCCUCCGGAGCCGCCAAGAACCCGCUGGUGUUUCUGGACGUGGAGGCGGACGGUGAGCCUCUGGGGAGGAUAACCAUCCAGCUGCAUGCAGACGCAGUGCCAAAAACUGCAGAGAACUUCAGAGCUCUGUGCACUGGGGAACAUGGCUUUGGAUACAAGGGAUCAGUGUUCCACAGAGUCAUACCUGAGUUCAUGUGUCAGGGAGGAGAUUUCACCAACCACAACGGCACAGGAGGCAAAUCUAUUUAUGGGAAAACAUUUAAAGGUGAAAACUUCAAAUUGAAACACACCGGUCCAGGGACACUUUCAAUGGCAAAUUCAGGGCCGAACACCAACGGCUCGCAGUUCUUCAUCUGCACCACUAAAACCGAAUGGCUUGAUGGUAAACAUGUGGUGUUCGGGCAGGUGAAGGACGGUAUGGAUGUGGUCACCAAGAUGGAAUCCUUUGGUUUACACGAUGGCGGUGUGAUCAAAAAAAUUGUCAUCACUGACUGUGGGGAGAUCAAAUAACACCCUAAGACCAUUCACAGACUUCUGUCCGAUGACUCAAUAUGCAACCAUUUGCUAUUUACUUUAUCUCCCCUUCCUGAUUCAUGAUGCUUCCAAGGAGGAACUGUCCCAGGUGAUUCUGUUCUUAACUCAGAUUUGCAGUUUUUACCAUUAAUCAUUUUGUCACGAGAUCCAGAGAUUUAUGAUUUUAUGCUCCAAAUCAGUAUGAAAUGUUGAUAUAGUGUGUGAGAAAGUUAAGUUUUAACUUGGCCAAUCUACUUUGUGUCCAAGUGCUAAGCCAUCCACUGUAUAAAGUUACUGUGCAGUUAAUCUCUGUUUACUGCCAAAUAAAUGACAAUUUUCAGAUUUUA